AUGAAUAAAGAAGAAAUUGGAAAAUUUUUGAUAGGUAAAGGGUAUUAUCUAACAGCGUUAGAGUUUUAUCAAGAGUUAAUGGAAGAUGAUGGCACAGAAUUACAAUCGUUAAGAAAUUAUUUUAAUAAAGAGAUAACAGAAUCAAAUACAAGCGACCCAGUUCGUUCAGUUAGAGAAAAGAAAAAGAAUGAGGGUGGUAAUAAUAAUUUAUCAGCAUAUGAAAUGGAAUCGUUAAAAUCAAAGGAUGAUAAAAUUGCAUUGUUAGAAUACGAGUUAAGAAAAUGUAAAGAAGAUUUAUAUAAAACCAAGUCACAUUUAAAUACGAUCAAAGGCUCAACAACAGCAACAUCACACCAAACCCCACCUCCACAAUCAAUUAAUGUUUCAUCACCACACUCAAUAAAUGGAGCAAAUGGCAAUACUAGUCCGUUGGCAGCAAGCAGCAGUAAUGUCUUUUUAUCAUUGUCAGAAGAGGAUAAAGAUACACUAAAAGAAUUAUCCAAGGAAAGAAUUAAAGCCCAUGAAUUAAAGAUAUUAAAUUAUUUGGUCAAAGGUUAUUUAAAAAAGAAUAAUUAUACACUUACUGCAGUAUCAAUGUCUGAAGAGAUUGAAGAUGAUAUUAAUCAUUGGUCUGAUAUUAGUAAAAACAGUGCAGAGCCACCUUCCAUUUUAACAAUGUACCGUUAUUUCUUUGAAAAUGGUGACUCAGGUAUUCAAGGCGCCUUGUCAAAAUCAAUGACCGAAAUUGCAAAAUUAAAAAAAGAUAUUUUAGAAACAGAAACAAGUUUUAGAGAAUCAAAACAAAAAAUUCAAUUACUUCAAAAAGAAAAUAAUGAAUUAUUAAAUAAAAACAAAGAGUUUGAAAAGAAAAUUGAAGAGUUUAGUAGAAGAGGUUUAUUGUCUCCAUUAAGAUCAUCAUCAGCAGGAACAUCACAAAAUGAUUUAUCAGGUUCAAUCCCAUCACCAAAAUUUGGAGACUUGUCAAAUACUACCAUUACCAAUACCAACAGUACAUCAAGCACACCAAAUAAAUUAUUUGACACAAGUGGAUUAUCGAUUAUGAGAAAAACUUAUAGAAAUUUAGUAGAAAAGAGAAGACAAACAGUAGCAUUUAGAAUUGUAUCAAAUAUGGAUGAUGAAAGUGAAAUAUCAGUUAGAAUUGCCGAGGAGGUCGAUAAAAUUCGUACAUUAGAUUCCGAUAAUCAAAGUAUUGUUAAAAUUGUUGCCGAUUCAUUACCAAACAUUGUUCCAGGUGUGUUGAUUAACAAGAGAGAAGAGUUGAUCCCAUUAAUUUUAAUUGUUAUUUCGAAUCAUCCAGAUGAAACCACACGUUUCUCAUUAACCAAGUUAUUAUUCAAUCUCAUAAAGAAGCCAAACGAAGUUCAAAGACAUGUUAUAAUGAGAGGCUGCAUGGCAUUAGCAUCAUUUAUUGGUCCACAAAGAACAGAAACUGAAAUUCUAUCGCAAUGUUGGGAACAAUUAUCCGAAAAGCAUCCAGAACGUCGUGUACUAGUAGCAGAUUCAUGUGGUUGUUUAUCUCAAUUCGCAAGUGCUGAUCUUAGAUUAAGUUUAAUUUUAUCAAUUCUUCAACAAUUGGGCGAAGAUAAGAGCAGUCUUGUAAGAGAAUCCGUUGCAAAGAACUUUGCUUUAUUGAUUAACUUUUUCGAUACAAACGACAAGUAUAAUCAAAUUGAGGAAUCUUUCAAAAAGUUAUUAUAUGAUCAAGAAAUUGAAGUCUCCAUUGCAACUCGUUUACACUUUUUACCAUCACUAGCCAAUUGGACAGAUUUAUUAGAGUCGUUGCAUUCAAAAUUAGUAGCCUUCAUCCUUAAUGAAAUGCAAACAAUUUUAAAUAAAUACUACAGCCAAAAAGAUGAAUAUAAAAUACCAGAACAAGAUACUGUCAAAUUGGAUCAUUUAUUAAACUGCUUUAUGGAUUUAACACCAAGAAUUUAUCAAUCAACUAUUUCAUCAUCACCAUUUAUUUCGGAAAAAGAUUCAAACCAAAUCGAAAAUGAAUAUAAUAAACAAGAGGCAUUAUAUCAAUUCCAAAUAAAUCAAAAUAAUAAUAAUAAUAAUAGUAAUAAUAAUAAUAAAAAUCAAAACAAUAGUAAUAAUAAUAAUAACAACAAUAAUGAAGGUUCUUCAAAUAGUAGCAAUAGUCAUAAUAAAAAUAAUUCUAGUACAGUUAUAACAAAUUCAGCAAUUAGAAUUUCAAUUUUAGGUCAAAAUGAAAUGGUUAAAUUAAAUUCCCAAUUUGAAAAUUAUUUAGUAUCAACUGUAUCAAAUGAAAUAACUGGAUGGUCUUCAUUAGAGUGGAUGUCAAAUGAUUUUAUAAAUAAGUUUAUAAAGAUUAUAUCAUGCAUUCCAAUCAACAAUAGUUUGGUUAUUACAAGUUUCUCAAAGGCAUUAAAUUUAUUCUGUAAAACAUUUGGAACCGUUUUCACAAAGCGUGUUGUAAAGAAUGCAUUCAACCGUGAAUUCCAAAAAGACCCAAGAACUGACAACACUAAAAAAUAUAGAUUACUUUCAAUUUAUACAACUGGUGCAUUACAAACAUUAGAGUCCUCCGAAUUAACAUCUUUCCUCAAAGAUUUAAUCGUUCAAAUUUCAAUGGAAGAAAGAGGUUGGUCUAAAAAUGAUAAGCAAUCUCUAGUAAAAUGUAUAGAGUUACUUUGUGGAAAUGUUUUUGACAAAAAGAAAGAUGUUGCCGAACUACUUUCAGAUCUCACAGCCAAUCCAUCAAAUCAAGUCAGAUCAAAUAUAUUAGAAAUUUUAAAUGCUAUUAUUCCAUCCUUCAAGACGGAUCAGAUUGCCAACUCUGUUGUACCAUCUUUAAUCACAUUAAGUACUGAUCCAGACCGUCAAGUAAGAUUCGACUGUUUAGGCACAUUAUCAAUAGCAGUAUCAUAUUUACUCGACGAUAGCGUAAUUGAAAGAGUAGCAUUCUCCAUCGAUAGAAUUUUAGAUGAUAAAAACCAUUUGGUAGAGGUUAAAUUUGUAAACUCUAUGACUAAAAUUAUACCAACUGUCAAACCAAGAUUCAGAGACUCUUUCAUCGUACCAAGAAUCAUUGAAUUGGCUCGUAAAAAUAAUCUAGAUCCUUCAGGUCAACAAAGAAAAUCAAUGUCUCAAAGUUUAUUCGAUGCUAUUAGAGCAUAUGUUUCAGUUACAAAUGUUCCAAAAGAAUUAAUUCAAGAACAAAUUUUACCAAUGCUCAAGUUAUUAUUAAAUGAUGAUUUAAUCAGCUUACACGACCAAACAUUUAAAUCAAUGAUUCAAUCUUUAAUCAACGAUUUAGAACAAUCAUUCAAAGAAGAUUUUAAAAAUUCAAUUAGUAAAAGAAAUAUUGGUGGUUUUUUAACAGGUAAUAAUAAUAACAGCAAUAAUUUAUUAAAUAAAAUUGAAGCACCAAAUUUAGGUUUACCAAAGUGGAGUUGGAAAAAAGAUGGUGGAAAAUAA
Messenger RNA from Dictyostelium purpureum, 3462 nucleotides. RefSeq lists its product as uncharacterized. Gene Ontology annotation, cellular component: trans-Golgi network; recycling endosome. Bases 1 to 3462 code for a protein of 1153 amino acids. NCBI's taxonomy places the organism in Eukaryota, Evosea, Eumycetozoa, Dictyosteliales, Dictyosteliaceae. Gene Ontology annotation, molecular function: protein binding. The record is from RefSeq and is a predicted model, not a curated record. Gene Ontology annotation, biological process: intracellular cholesterol transport. The transcript is spliced from 2 exons.